Messenger RNA from Coffea eugenioides, 731 nucleotides. RefSeq names its product NADH dehydrogenase [ubiquinone] 1 beta subcomplex subunit 7-like. Gene Ontology annotation, cellular component: mitochondrion. The coding region runs from base 150 to 458 and encodes 102 amino acids. The transcript has 2 exons. The record is from RefSeq and is a predicted model, not a curated record. Lineage: Eukaryota; Viridiplantae; Streptophyta; Magnoliopsida; Gentianales; Rubiaceae.
AGGGGUCAAACCGCAUUAAGCCUAAACUUUCCAAGCUUGCAGCCCAUCAAAGGAGCACAGAGUUUCCCCACAACACCUCCUGAACCUCCCAAUUACACUGCCAUAGCAUACCUAGAAAAUCAAGCAAUCGAUCAGCAGAGACCGUAGAAAUGGAGGUGCCAGGGUCAUCAAAGAAGAUGAUAGCAACCCAAGAAGAAAUGGUGGAAGCCAAAGUCCCAAUCCCUUACAGAGACCAAUGUGCCCAUUUGCUGAUCCCACUGAACAAAUGCAGGCAGGCGGAGUUCUAUCUUCCUUGGAAGUGUGAGGACCAACGCCACUCCUAUGAGAAGUGCGAGUACGAGCUUGUCAUGGAACGGAUGCUCCAGAUGCAGAAGAUCCGGGAAGCCGAAGCCAAACAAAAACAAGGCCUCCCAGCGCAGCCGCCUAUACCUCUUAUACCUAAAACUGCCAAUGCUUGAUCUAAAGGUUGCUGCUGAGGCUGCUGAGAUUGUGUCAUUAUUAAUCCGUGAAAUUCUGUUCGAAACUCUUCGAUGUAAUGCAACCUGGAACUAGACUAUCCUGUUCUGGAAUUUAGUUUUUUUCUAAUAAGCAUCUUGUGGACACAGUUUUUGGUUUAUUCGGAGGCUGUCUCAGUGUCUCACAGAUUACUGAAUUAUGUGUUUAUAAUGCAAAUCUCAUGGACUGGUUUUGGGCCAACCAAACUCAAAAUCUUGUGCCAUAGUUGUGUCUCA